This is a messenger RNA of Ipomoea nil (Japanese morning glory), 3468 nucleotides long. RefSeq lists its product as uncharacterized. Gene Ontology annotation, molecular function: nucleic acid binding; zinc ion binding. NCBI's taxonomy places the organism in Eukaryota, Viridiplantae, Streptophyta, Magnoliopsida, Solanales, Convolvulaceae. The coding region runs from base 1 to 3468 and encodes 1155 amino acids. The record is from RefSeq and is a predicted model, not a curated record. The transcript is spliced from 7 exons.
AUGGACGAUGUGGCCGGAGGGUCGCCGUCAGCCGCCCAGCCGGUGGCAGAAGGUGAGUCACGAAGGGCCUCCCACACAAACAAGAGAGUGAAGAUCCUCAAACGUUCCUUUGCGGAAACCGCAGCAAUCCAUCCCAUGCUAGACGAUGACCAGAUGGCUGAAGUGACGGACGAUGACUGGCUGGGGGAAGGCUUCGUGGUUGAGCCAGACAAAGAAACAGAGGAUACGAGAGAUGGCAUCCCAGUCGCGAAGUUUUCCAAGGCCUUCCGGGAAGAUCUUGUGAAACCUUGGCGUAAGGCGCUUAUUAUCAAAUUUUUAGGGAAGCCACCGGCAUUCCCUCUCUUGAAGCAAAGACUGACCAAACUAUGGAACAUCAACGAAAAGGUGGAUAUGAUAGACAUCGACUUUAGUUACUACAUCAUCCGCUUUAACGUUGCCUCUGAGUACAGGCACGUCCUCCUUGAUGGGCCAUGGAAGUUGUUUGGUUGCUAUGUCAUCCCGCAAAGAUGGAGACCAAAUUUCGAUCCCCAGACUGCUAAAAUGGAGAAGAUGACUGUGUGGGUUCGUCUUCCGGGCCUAGGAGCGGAAUACUACCGCGACGACGCAGUCAAGAAUAUACUCAAUCACGUGGGAAAGCCGAUCAAACUUGAUAGAUGCACAUCGGGUAUUGAUCGUGGCAUGUUCGCUCGAGCGGCUGUUGAGGUAGAUCUAUUGAAACCUCUAGUCUCGAUGAUAUGGGUUCUCGAUCGGAUCCAAAAGGUGGAGUUUGAAGGCCUGCAUACCAUAUGCUUCACAUGUGGGGAAGUAGGCCAUGUCUCCAACCACUGCAAUCUGAACAAGUCGCCGGAACAGAAUAUUCCGAACACCAAUCCUAUGUCGGAGAUGAACGUCGACGGCGCUGGGAAGGCUAACGAAAAAGAAACGCCGAUGGCGGCUCCGUUGAAGAAGUAUGGUCCUUGGAUGAUUGUGUCCUAUAAGGACAAGAAAUCCAAGAAUGAUAGUCGCAACCCACCAAAAUCGACUAUUGCAAAAACCAGACCUAAAGAGUCAACUAAUAAAGGCAAAAGGGUGGUGGUUGACGUUGAACCUGAAGCCAGUAAGACGGCAGCUGCGCAAGGGAAAUCCAAAAUGACAUCCCCUCCGGUGAACAAGGAGAUUGACGACUUGCAUGAAACUCCCAUAUUUCUGGAAGGGGAUCCUAGUGGGAAGCAGAAAACCACGAAGAAACCUCCGAGAAGCAGAAGAGGAAGGCAGUGUCCUAACUUCCUUGUCCCCUCAACCCCCUAUAUGACGAUUGUUUCGUGGAAUUAUCGGGGUGUUGGGAACAAGGAAACGAUCUGUCACGCCAAAGUAGUCAUGGACAACAGCAACGUGAGAGCUAUCUGUUUCCUUGAAACCAAGACGAGCAAAACCGACAACCUUCUCAAGGCGCUCAGCGGUCUUCUUCUAGUUUGGAACAGUAACCUCCUCAACUUAGAAGUGGUGGGAAGCAAUUCUCAAACUAUUCACUGUAAAGUCAAGGAAGGUGGGAACUCGUCCAUGUAUCACUCUUUCGCAUACAUUAGGCCUAAUUUGAGGGCCAAAGAAGUGUUCUGGCAUGACUGCAGAGUCUUUUCUAAGUCCAUAACUGGGCUGUGGGUCAUACAGGGGGACUUCAACGACAUUGCGAAAAGAAAUGAACACUGGGGAAAUGAUCAUGUUAAUCCCCAUAAUCUGAACAGAUUCUGUACAGCUUUUGAGAACUGUGGUCUCAUGGAAGUCAACUCCAUAGGACCGUCCUUCACGUGGUGUAGACAUAUUGGGGGCCGGAUGAUCACUAGACGUAAGCUUGACCGUGUCUUCUGGAAUAUUGAAGCCCAAGAGGCUUUCCCGGAAGCUAAAGCCAAAGUCCUUACUAGAACACAUUCGGAUCACCACCCUAUUGCUUUCAUUAGACAUGCUGGAUCGGCCCCGGUAAGGGGUAAUAUGCCUUACCGGUUCGAAGCAGCUUGGCUUACUCAUGACGACUACAAAAGGAUUUGGAAAACUGCCUGGAAAGACAGAGAUGGUAAUGUGGUGGAAGCCAUCGAUGAAGUUACAAGGCUUAGCAAGCAAUGGAAUGAAGAGGUGUUUGGUAAUAUUUUCAAAAGAAAACGUCAGCUGCAAGCCAGACUACAAGGUAUCCAAAACUUGACUUGGUAUCACUCCCGGGGGCUCCAAGUUCUGGAAAAGAAACUUAAGGAGGAUCUUAAUAAAACGCUAGCCCAAGAAGAGCUCCUUUGGGCCAACCAAGAUGGAAAUGCACCAACGAGCCAUUAUGGUAAAAAGCUCAAUCCAAUAGAUGCCGAGAAACUUGUCCGUCCGGCUGACGUAGACGAAGUUAAAGCUGCAGUGUUCGGCAUGAAACGUAUGGGUAGUCCGGGCCCUGAUGGCAUUCAGGCAGCGUUCUAUCAAGACUUCUGGCAAGAGGUAGGCGGAUCUAUAACUAAGAUGGUGAAUGAGGCCCUUAUCUCGGCCACAGUUCCGCAUUCUCUUUUGGAGGCUUUCAUCACCUUGAUACCAAAAAAAGACAACCCGGAAACCGCUGCAGACUUCCGGCCUAUCACCCUCCUCAAUGUCAUGUUCAAAAUUGUUUCGAAAGUCAUUGUCAAUAGCAAGAGGUCAACAGGAACAAUUGGAAGCCUAUCCACAUCUCAAGGGGAGGAAUUGGUAUCUCGCACCUUUUCUUUGGAUGACCUCAUGCUCUUUGGAGAAGCAUCGGAGAAUCAAAUCCACACGACGAUGGACUGCUUGCACGAUUUCUCUAGUUGGUCAGGUUUGCAAAUUAAUCUCAAUAAAUCUUUGAUUUUCUGUUCUUCUAACACACUGAGUAGGGUCAAUAGGAGGUUAGGUACCAUCUCGGGCAUUCCAGUGACGAAAAACCUUGGGAAAUAUCUUGGCAUGCCCAUACUGCAAAAGAGAGUUAUUAAGAGACACUUUUCUUAUAACUUGGACAACAUGAGAAAAAAACUGACGAAGUGGAAGGCUGACACGUUAACUGUUGCUAGCAGACGUGUGCUGGUCCAGUCCGCCCUUGCAACCAUACCUGUCUACUUGAUGCAAUCCAUGGCUCUCCCCUCAGCCCUGAAUCAUAAAUACGUCCAUAAUGGUAACUUCUUCACUUCUGGCACUCCUAAGAAGGCCUCCUGGAGCUGGCGAAGUAUUAUCAAAGGGAGAAGUGUUAUUGAAAUCGGGGCGAAAUGGAGAGUAGGGAACGGGGAGUCGUUAGAUUUCUGGUCUGACGGGUGGAUCAAUGAUAAACCCUUGGGAUUAGAAAAUUCAAUAGACAUCCCUGAAAGCUCCUACAACAUGAAGGUAGCCGAUUUCAUUAAUGAGGACAGGAACUGGAAUUCGCAUGCCUUAGAGGAUGUGUUACCAGCCGAGCUCAUCAACAAAAUACGCACCAUCCCCAUUCCAGUUGAUGAGACCACUUCCGGCAGACUCACCUAG